AGAAGCAAGCGUCAGAUUGUUGAAGUAAAUAUUUUAUAAACACAAAUUUUAAACUUUUUCAUUUUCCACUAAAGAUAAAAAAUGGGUCGUCGCAAGUCAAAAAGAAAGCCUCCACCAAAAAGAAAAGCUAUAGAACCCUUGGACAUACUAUUUAAUUGCCCAUUUUGCAAUCACGAGAAAUCCUGUGAUGUUAAAAUGGAUAAAGGGAGGAGUACGGCUCGGAUAACAUGUCGGGUUUGUUUAGAAGAUUUCCAAACAACUAUAAACUUUUUGUCCGAGCCAGUUGAUGUCUACAAUGAUUGGAUUGAUGCUUGUGAAACUGCAAAUUAAAUAUAUAUAUUAUAGUACAUAAGAAUUAGCCAGAUAAGUGUGUGUCAGUGAUUAACAUUUUCUAUUACUCAAGAACAACUCUGCAUUAAAGAUUAAAGCAUGAGGUUUAAUUUUUACUUCUGUGGGACUUUGUGAAUAAAAAAUAUGGUUUUAGU
This is a messenger RNA of Diabrotica balteata, 485 nucleotides long. The record is from the annotation of a GenBank genome assembly. Lineage: Eukaryota; Metazoa; Arthropoda; Insecta; Coleoptera; Chrysomelidae.